Emiliania huxleyi CCMP1516 is the source of this 2210-nucleotide messenger RNA. RefSeq lists its product as hypothetical. NCBI's taxonomy places the organism in Eukaryota, Haptophyta, Isochrysidales, Noelaerhabdaceae. Bases 150 to 2210 code for a protein of 686 amino acids. The record is from RefSeq and is a predicted model, not a curated record. Gene Ontology annotation, biological process: microtubule cytoskeleton organization; protein polyglutamylation. Gene Ontology annotation, cellular component: cilium. Gene Ontology annotation, molecular function: tubulin-glutamic acid ligase activity; tubulin binding. The transcript has 8 exons.
CGCUGCUCUUGCGCCUGGCAGUGAUUAUAGCCACCGCUAUCGCUGUCGUAUGCCUCUUCCGCCAGCCGCUCUCCGCUGCACCGCCACCCCGCCAGGCGCCAGCCUCCUGGGCGAGGCUUCCGGACCGAUGCGCCCCGGCGUGCUGUCCCAUGGCCAAGUGCAUGGCAUGCGGGCCGGGCACAACCUCGUUGCCCAGGCACAGCCCCGCCGACUCCGUGACGGGCUGCGAGCCGGUUUGCGACUUUCGCUGCAUUGAGACACCGGCGCGGGCGGCAUUCGAGCCAGCGCCGUCGCGGCUGCUGGCGGGUCCUGACUGGUCGGUGGCGGCGUCGCUCCGGGCGCUCGAGCUCGAGCAUUCGGCGGUCUGGAACUCGACUCGACGCGUCGUCGUGGUCGGCCUCAAGGUGCGCCGCGACUUCAACGUCUACCGCGCCGCCUUUGCCUCUCGAGGCUUUGCGGCGAUGCACCUGCCGACGCCACUGCUGCUGCGCUCUGAGCCGGGGUCUGGGCUGCACUACGGCCCUGUGGCGGCGCCGAGGCGGCUAGAGAGUGUCGCGGCCGUGCUCUGCCACUCUGUUCUCGCCAGCCACUGCUUCAAGGGGUAUCCGGACGCCGCGGGCGGCGCGGAGGCCGCCAACGCGACGGACCCGUCCGAGGCGGCGCGCCGCAUCUUUGGCGCCGUCGAGCCGUCGGUCAAGAUCAACCGCCUGCCAGGCGCGCGGCAGGUGCUCACCGCCAAGGAUGGCCUCUGCGCCACCCUCCGCGCCUCGGGCCUGUCGGCGGCGGAGACGUCGCGCUUCACUUUUCCAUGCUGGAGCCUGCCCGAGGACCGACGCCGCUUGCGCGACGCGCUGCGAAGGGGUGUCGACAGUUCGGUGCAGUCGAGCGAUGCGGUGCGAGGAGGUGUCGAGCCGCACGCGCCUCAAGGCGAUGCGGGAGGAGGCAAUGGAGGAGGCAAUGGUGGCAAUGGAGGCGGAGAUUCAGGCGAUGCAUUGGGCGGUGGGGUCGACGUGGGGCAAGCCCAGGCCGGCUGGCGGCGCAGAGAGGCGUUCCCGUGGCGGCGCGGGUUGUGGAUCGUCAAGCCAGCCCGCGGAUCGGUGGGGCACGGCAUUGCCAUCGCAAACGCAUCGGAGCUGCUCGCAGCGAUGCGCGGGGAGGCCGUCGCGCUCUCCUACGGCGGCUCCUUCCCUCCCGGCCGUGCGGUCGUAUCGCCCUACCUCUCCGAGCCCCUGCUUCACGACGGCCGCAAGUGGGACUUGCGCACCUACGUCCUCUGCACGUCGGCGCUGCCGAUGCGGCUGUACCUCUUCACGGAGGGCGUCGUGCGCUAUGCCGCCGCCGCGUACGGUUCCUCCGGUCGCGCAGCGUACCUCACCAACACGCACGUUGGGAAGGAAACGCUGCACCGUGGCAUCGCUCCCAUCACGGGCACCUUCGCCGCGCUCGGUGACCACUUUAGCGCGCGCGCCCAGCGAGGCGCGGGGACGGGACAGUCUGGUGGCUCGAGGCUGGCCGGCGGUGGCGGCGCGUUGGGGUGCGCCUCGUGCUACCACAUCUUCGGAGUCGACCUGAUCGCUGACCGCGGAGGGGAGUUCCGCGUCAUCGAGGUGAAUGUCCAGCCUGACCUCACCCUCUCCCAAUCCGGUUGCGCGGCUGCCGCGGCUAGCGCAGCUCCCGCGAGCACCGACACCGGAGCGGCGGGCGACGGCUGCUGGGGAGGCUCCUUCUCGUAUGACCACGCCAAGCGAGCCGCCGCGUACAACGCCGUGAGCGUCGUCUACGCCGACCGGUCCGCCGCAGCGACGCUCGCGAGACUGCUCACGCCGCUCGCCGGGCGGGUCGUCGCCUUCCCGCGGCUGCUCGCCCCCGGCGGCGGCUUGGCCGCCGACGCCCUCUCCUACUUGCUCGAGGCGGCACGCCGCGCACUGGAGGCGCUUGGCGGCCGCCGCAACGACGAAGUGGGGGCGCGUGGUGGGCGGCCGGCCGAGCGGUGGCGGCCUAGCUACAGGCGGCGGUGCGAGGCGAUGCUGGCCGCCGCACUGCCAUCGGGAUCAGACGCCGCCGCGGGUGCGGCUGCUUCGCCGUGGCAUUUCGGCGGCGGCGGUGGCGGCGGCGGUGGCGGCGGUGGCGGCGGCAGUGGUCCGCCGGGCGAAUGGGCGUGGGCCCGGCGCGAGUAUUUAUUCCAGACGGUGUACGAUGUCGAGGACUGA